Messenger RNA from Zophobas morio, 1760 nucleotides. RefSeq names its product zinc finger protein 845-like. Gene Ontology annotation, biological process: regulation of transcription by RNA polymerase II. Lineage: Eukaryota; Metazoa; Arthropoda; Insecta; Coleoptera; Tenebrionidae. Bases 113 to 1711 code for a protein of 532 amino acids. The record is from RefSeq and is a predicted model, not a curated record. The transcript is spliced from 2 exons. Gene Ontology annotation, molecular function: RNA polymerase II transcription regulatory region sequence-specific DNA binding; DNA-binding transcription factor activity, RNA polymerase II-specific.
AUUUGACAAUGAGCCUACCUGUUUAUUAAUUUCGUGCAGUUGCACAAUUGUGAGGUUAGGAGUGCCAAACUCCUAGUUCUAGUCGAUCUAGUGCGAAAUUUAGGCGCCCCUAAUGUCCACCUUGGAAUAUCGCGAAACAUUCUCAACACGUGGAAAAUCCUCGUGGAAAAACGUCCACACUUGCAAACUAUGCCCCUACUUCACAACUUCCCUCUUCUUCAUGGUGAACCACGUGAGACAACACCGGUCGCCCCCGGAAAAAUUCACCUGUUCGAACGCCAAAAUCGAACCCUUCCACUGCAAAAACUGCGACUUUAAAACCGAACUAACAAUUGUGUUCAAACAACACAUCGAUAAACAUCACCUGAAAACAAAACCCAACGACUUCCACAUACAAAACUACGUUUGCGACAACUGUAACUUCGACACAAAUCUCUCACUAAAGUGGCUUCAGCAUACUUCAGCAUGCUCGAACGAAAAUCGCUUCAAGCAAGCCAACGGAAAAGGUUGGUUUUACUGUCCGAAUUGCUCAUACAGGGCGAAAUUCAACAACAAUUUAAAGCGGCACAUGAAACAAGAUGCUUGUGUUGAAACCAAAUCGGAACGCAAUUCAAAUCGCCACGUUAAGUGCUACGAAUGCGAACAUUGUCCGUUCAAAACCACGAACAAAGCGUCUUUUAAGAGACACAUCCUCACGAAACACUUAGAGGCGGAGAAAAUUAAGUGGUUCGAAUGCAACAAUUGCCCAUUCAAGACGAAACGGAUGGCGCAUUUGAAAAAACACGUCGUCGCGCGACAUCUAAACAAGGAAGAAAUCAAGUGGUACGAAUGUGAAGACUGUCCUUUCAUAACCAAGUGUCACGUAAGUCUAAACAAACACGUGAAUGUUAAACACCCGAAACAAAUAAAACGGUACAAAUGUGAGUAUUGUUCGUAUAAAAGUGACAGUGAAAGUCAUUUAGAAAGUCACGUUAAAGUCCAUUUGGAUAUCCAGUCGUACUUGUACAAGUAUAUACCUCACACCGAAAAAAUGAACCUGUAUUUGAACAAAAUCAUGACUGGAAAGAAAAGCAAGUGGCACAAGUGUGAACACUGUCCGUUUAAAACCCAACAGAAAAUGAGCCUAAAAAAACACAUCAAUUGCUUACACUUGAAAGGCGAGGAUGUUAAAUGGUACGAAUGCAACGACUGCCCGUUUAGAACUAAACACAAAAACUCGUUAAACUUACACGUGACUGCGAAACAUCUAGACGAGGAAAAAAUCAAGUGGUACGAGUGCGACAAGUGCCCGUUUAAAACUAAAUGGUUGUCGAUUUUCAAAAGACACUCGAUUUCGUUGCAUUUAGACGAGAAAGAAAUCGAGUGGUACGAAUGCGAAGAGUGCCCUUUCAAAACCAAACACAGGAUUAAUUUAAACCGACACAUAAAUCUUAACCAUUUAGAAAAACCAGAGUUGUUUGAGUGUGCCAAGUGUCCAUAUAAAAGUACGAUAAAAGUGAAUUUGAAAAGACAUUUAAAGGUGCAUUUGGAAGUCAGGUUGUAUCAGUGUGAGUAUUGUCCGUAUAAGGCGAAACGCAGCGAGGGUUUGAAGCGUCAUCUGAACUGUCGACACUUGGUUGGAGACGAAGUCAAGUGGUACCAGUGCGAACACUGUCCCUUCAAAAAUAAAAACAAGGCGUCUUUGUAUAAACACAAAAAAACUCAUGUGUAAGUUGUGUAUAAGUAGGGUUUUAGUCUUAAUAAAAUUGUAUGAUCCCUAA